Molecule: messenger RNA, 1668 nt
Organism: Pipistrellus nathusii (Nathusius's pipistrelle)
Lineage: Eukaryota; Metazoa; Chordata; Mammalia; Chiroptera; Vespertilionidae
Source: the annotation of a GenBank genome assembly
AUGGAGAAAACAUGGACAUUCCGGGCCAUCUAUUCCAUCAUCCAGAUACAUGUUGUCAGGGGGAUAUGGGAAGGAAAAUUCAACACAGGAGAAGACAUUUAUGCUUUACCUGGCUCUGAUGUCAAUCUGACCUGCCAAACACAGAAGGAAGGCAUUUUGGUGCAAAUGCAAUGGUCCAAGGUCACCAAAAAGGUGGACCUCAUUGCCCUUUAUCACCCCAAACAAUAUGGCUUCUACUGUGCCAAUGGGGUUCCCUGUAAGUCACUGGUGACUUUCACAGAAACUCCUGGGAAUGUGUCAACAUGGACUCUGCACUUAAGGAACAUGUCCUCCUCACUCAGUGGGAAAUAUGAGUGCAGCUUUAUUUUUUACCCACAAGGCAGUCAAACUAAAAUCUACAACCUUCUCAUUCAGAAAAAUGUUAUACAGGAAGAAUGGAGAAGCAACAAUACAAUAGAAAUAGAGAUAAAUCAGACUCUGAAAAUACCAUGCCUUCAAAAUAUCUCCUCUGAAAUUUCAUCUGAGUUCACCUUCGCAUGGUUGGUGGAAGACAAUGGAACUCAGGAGACACUUUUCACCCAGGAUCACCCCAUCAGCAACGCCACAGCAUUUAAAGACAGAGUCAAGCUAGGUGCAGACUAUGGGCUUUCCCUCUCUCCAGUCCAAAUCCACGAUGAUGACCGGAAGUUCUCUUGCCACGUUACAGUCAGGCGUGGCACAAUCUUGAGGAGCUCCACCAGGGUCAAGGUUUUCGCUAAGCCAGAAAUCCCCAUUAUUAUGGAAAAUAACUCCAUGGAUGUCUUGGGAGAGAGAACAUUUACCUGCUCACUGAGGAAUGUAUUUCCUUCAGCAAAUCUCACAUGGUUUAUAGAGAGAAGUUUUCCUCAAGGUGAAAGAAAAGAAAUAUACAUUACAAAUGAAGAGAGAAGAGACAAAAGUGGAUUUUUGAACGUGAAGUCUGUUUUCACAAGGGUGUAUGGCAAUGAACCAGCCCAAUCAAACAACCUGACCAUAUGGUGUAUGGCUCAGACUCCAGUGCCUGGAAAUAAAGUAUGGAAUAUCUCAUCUGAAAAGAUCACUUUUUUCUUGGGAUAUCUAGCUAUAUCUUCAAUGGCUCCUGUAGAUGUGAGCACACUGACUCCAAACAACACGCCUCAAACAAGCAAUUCCAGUGUGACUACCCAAGGCUUCAACUACUCCUGGACCUCCAGUGGGAAAGAUAUCAAAAACUCAGUUUCAUGGAUGCCCAGUGAAACACACAGUUCAUUCCCCUCAGAUGUGGACUCUACAGUUCAUGGUGAUGACUUCAUCAGGACAACCGAAGAAUUUCCAGAAGUUCCCACAGCUGCCAAUAGAUCUACUAAAAAUAAUGACAUCCAUAUCACUGGUGAUGUGGUUAAUAAGCCCAGAGAUGGGAUGUCCUGGCCAGUGAUGGUAGCAGCUUUGCUCUUUUUCUGCCUGGUAUUUUUUGGCCUUGGAGUGAGAAAAUGGUGUCAAUACCAACAAGAAAUCAUGGAAAGACCCCCAUCUUUCAAGCCGCCUCCUCCUCCCAUCAAGUACAUUUGCAUUCAAGAAUCCAUUGGAAGUGAUCUACCCUGUCAGGAGAUGGAAGCACUCCAAACCUUUGAGACUUUGCCAUACAAUGAAACUCUGCUAGAAUCCUAUUGA